Molecule: messenger RNA, 2005 nt
Organism: Periophthalmus magnuspinnatus
Lineage: Eukaryota; Metazoa; Chordata; Actinopteri; Gobiiformes; Gobiidae
Product: cell adhesion molecule Dscam2-like
Exons: 14
Coding region: 37-1845 (602 amino acids)
Molecular function (GO): protein binding
Source: RefSeq, a predicted model, not a curated record
ACCUCUCUGUGGUUUCAUCAGUGUCUUCUGCGGGACAUGAAGCUGCGUCCAUCAGCGUCCAGCAUGAGUCCACACACCUGCUGCCUCGUCCUCGGCCUCUGUCUCGGUUCUGUUUGUGCCGACGUCCUUCAGGCCUUUGUGGGACGAGAUGUGACGAUCACAUGUAACUAUGACGCUAAGUAUUAUGGGACAUUGUCCGUCUGCUGGGGACGAGGCCCCAUCCCCAACAGAGGCUGUGCCAACGAGGUCAUCCGCACAGACGGGACGGAGGUGACCAGCAGGGAGUCCGAACGAUACGUCCUGUUUGGGAAUAUCCAUGAGGGGGACGUGUCCCUCACUAUUCGGACACUACAGGAGACGGACUCUGGGACGUACGGCUGCCGCGUGGACAUCCCGGGAUGGUUCAACGACCACAAGCACGAGACUGUCCUCAACGUCCUGCCAGCUCGUCCAAAUCCUCCCCAGCUGGAGCCUCGGGAGGUGAAGGAGGAGGUGCUGACCGUUCACUGGAGGCCUGUGUUUGACGGAGGUCGGCCGGUUUUAUUCUACAGGAUCGAUCUGAAAAACAAGCAGGCUCCCUGGGACACGGCCAUCAAGACCGAGCUGCACGACCCGAGUCUGACUCAGGUCACUCUGGUGGAUCUGCGUCCAGCCAGAACCUACAGCCUGAGGAUGUUUGCGGUGAACAGCGUGGGCACGAGCGACCCCAGCAACGUGCUCACCAUGACGACCAAAGAAGCCGCCCCUGAGGCUUCUCCGGCGGAGCUGAAGGUGGAGGCGCUGUCGUCCCGCAGCCUCAGAGUCUGGUGGAAGGCUCCGAGGUCAGAUCUGCGGAACGGCGUCAUCCGGAGCUACAAGGUGAGCUACAGAGCGUACGACGGCUCCACCCGACAGUUCGGACAGUGGCAGUACGUUUGGGUCACCGCCGAGGGGGAGGCCCAGUCCUGCGUCCUCACCGGCCUCAAACCGAGCACCAAGUACGGAACGAUGGUCCAGGCCCGGAACAACGCCGGGAUCGGGCCCGGAUCCAUGUCCUCGCUGCUCGCCACGAUGGACGAAGUCCAGACGACGUCAGAACUGACGGUUGGGACGAGUUCCCCGAGUACGACCAGACCGGACACCAGACCGGACACCAGACCGGACACCAGACCGGACACUACACUGGACACGUCCGCGUCAGCUCAAACCACAAGAACAACAACAAAACCAACAGAAAUAACAACAAAAACAACAACAACAACGACACUGAAGCCUCCCGGGACGACACUGGGCCUCACAGUCUGGGCCUCGGCCUCUACAACUUUCAACUCAGAGUCGCCUGAGCCUCCCGUCCUUCAGAUAAAGAGUGUGUUUGAAGGCGUCGUGUCUCUGUCCUGGAGCUGUGGGUCACAUGGUUCUUCUCCCAUCACUGGGUUUACGUUGGAAUAUAAAGUCGUCAACGCCUCGUGGGAUCAUCUGAAGAGUCUGGACUUCAGCCCCGACCAGACCCAGGCCACGAUCAUCGAGCCCAGACCCUCCUCCUACCACAUCCGAAUGUUCGCCAGAAACGCCGCCGGUAAAAGUCGAGCCAGCGACGUCCUGACGCUCACGGUGCGAGGGAAAGAUAAACAGGAGGACGCUCCUGUGUCCAGUCUGUCCCCGGACACUCGGGCCGUCAGCGCUGAGGAUCGUCCCGGUGCUCAUCUCGCCGCCAUUUUAGUCCCGGUGCUGCUCGUCCUCGUCACUGCGGCUGCGAUCGGGACGUGGCAGAUCAGACGAAUUAGGAAGAAAAAAGGCACAUUGAACAUGUGGUUGGACAGUGGGGCGCUGCGUUACAGAGCUGAGUCGCUCCAAGAGUCUUUAUAAAACACAGAAGACGUUUGAGUUAAACAUGAGACGAUGUUUUAAUAAAAUAUAAACAUGUUUGAGUUAAACAUGUGACAUUAUAAUAAAAUAUAAACACAUUUGUAAAAUUUAAACUGAAACUGAAGUCACUGUUUCAGGAAACAACAGAAGAAGAAGAAGA